AUGCUACUUCGUCUACUUCUAAUCAUAGUCAUGGUGCAAACGCAAGGUCAACCAUGUACGCUUCAAUUUUUACCUGCACUGCAAAUAAUAACAAUGUCUGAAAAUUUGAAAGUAGGAGAUCGUGUAACCGAUCUUCAAAUCACUGGUUCACCAUCGGAAAUCUCUACUCGACUUCUUUAUAAUAGUUCUGAUGUAAAAACAAAUGGAACUGAUUAUUUCACAUUAAAUUUUACAAGUCUCUAUUUACGUUAUUCUCUUGAUUAUGAAUGGUGGACAUCAGAUAAUCGUCCGAAUCCAUUUCGUUUUAUUGUUGAAUGUACAAUUUUAGCUAAUAGAUCAGCGACUAAUAUUGACUUCCAACUUGAUCUUAUUGAUGUUAAUGAUAAUCCACCAAGAUUUAAUCAAUCUUUCUAUGAAAUAAAGAUCAAUGAAACAGCAUCCAUUGGUACAAUUAUACCAACAUCUAUUGCUGCGUAUGAUCUGGAUUCUAGUAUAUAUGCAACGUUUUCAUAUUAUUUAUUAAAUAAUUCAUCACCAUAUAAUUCUUAUUUUCAAUUAUUAAGUUUAACUAAUGCAAGUUUGGUUUUAAUGAAAGCAUUAGAUUAUAAUUCAAUUGCACCAAAAUUCAAUUUAACAAUCGUUGCACAAGAUAAUUUAAAUUCAAAUCUUUCGUCUAAAGCAAUUGUUUCUAUAAAUAUUAUUGAUGUUGAUAAUUCAAAUCCAAAAUUCCAGUAUAAUUCCUACAAUCUUAAUAUUUCAAUAAAUGCGUCGGCGCCUAGUGAAGUAACACCUAAUGAAGAUAGAAUAUUUGCUUUUGAUCAAGAUUUAGGUAUCAAUACAAUCAUAGUUUAUUCAAUAUUAACAUCAAAUAUUUACUUAUCAAUUAAUAAUCUUACAGGCGUUUUGACGCUUCAAUCAGAUUUUAAUUCAACAAUGCAAUUUGAUCUUUUAAUACAAGCUGAACAAGCUGAUAAUGUUAAUCGAUCAGCCACAGCUGUUUUGCAUGUUAAUGUAUACGAAUUAAAUAUGUAUCCACCAAAUUUUCUUAAUUUACCAUAUUUGAUGAUUGGUUAUAAGACUAAUAAUCUAGGUCAAAUACCAAUAUUUAAUGGCACCAUCAGCGAUAAUGAUACAGUGCCAAGACCAAAUUAUGGUUCUAUAUGCGAUACGCCAUCACUUAGUUUAAAUAUUAAAAAGACGAGUAUUCGUGAUUUUCAAAUUCAACCAGUUUACUCUCAAACUCUUCCAACAUGUCGUCCUUGUUUAUGCACUCUGGAUGUAUCCGAUGGAUUAUAUUCGAGUCAAACAAAUCUUACUGUCCUUCUAUAUAAUCCAGUUUCAUUUUCAACAAACUCUUACGUGUUUUCAUCAGAUUAUCCACUUGAUAAUCCUUCGAUUGUCAUUGGCAGUGUUCAGGUUACCUUUGAUGAUCUUUGUUCUGUGCAAUAUGCUGUCGCUAAUCAAUCAAAUACUUUUUUUACCAUUUCUCAAUUAGGUAUUAUAAAAUGGUCUAAUUCAUUAAAUCCUCCGACACAAGCAGUAUAUAGAUUUCAAGUGACUGUUCAACAAAAUUGUUCAUCAUUAUUCAUGAAUGCAUCUGCAGAUAUUAUCAUUACUAUUAAUAAUUUUCCUUCGUCUACCUUACCAACAGCAAGUUCAUCUCAAAUUGAUAAUAGCACAAUAUAUGCUAUUAUAGCAGGUGUUGCUGCAUUUAUUCUUAUAGUCAUUGCUAUUCUAUUUGUCAUUAUUUAUUAUCGUAUUCAACGUGCGAAACAUCGUGUUCCACCAUUUUUCAAAAUUCGAACACAUUCUCCUGCUCAAGGUUUAUCAUUUUUUAAAUCAAAAAGUCCCCUCAGUGAUUCGUCACCGUAUACACUUGGUGUGCGUGAUGAUGAUUCAUCUAAUAGUAGUAGUGAUCAAACAUCAUCAUCACCAAUAAACAAUCGUCUUUUAUCUGGACAUUACAAAGUUAGUGAUUUACCAGUGAAUACAACUAUAGAAGAAUUAGUAUCAUCUUAUGAUAAUCGUUCCACAAGUAGUUCAUCUAGUUCAUCUGGCAUAGGUGAUCAUGUUAUACCAGCAAAUAUAGGUUCAUUUCGUACCACAAUACGUGAAACCAAUGAUCAUUUACAAUUAGAUACAAUUAAUGAAGAUCUACAAUGGGUUAAUAGUAGUCAACAACAACAAAGACGUCUUAAUAGUUCAAGACAUCAAAUUAUGCCCGAAGAUAACAUGGAUAUUAUAUCAGAAUCUCAUGAGGUAGACUUUAGAUUAAGACAAAAUACUAAUGCUUGUUUAACUUGCUUAAAUUCUAAUUCAAUUAAUCAUGUGUGUUCUUCUUCUUGUUCAUUGUUAUCCAACACAUCAAUUCACUUACUAUUAUCUGCCUCUUCCUCCUCAUCAUCAGGUUCGACAACCACUGUUGGUGCUUGUCAACAACAAACAACUGCAACAACAACAGUUGAAUCAUCGCUCAGCGGCGUUGCUACCGAUAAUGGAGCACCAGCACCAACAUUACUACAUCAACAAUUCAACACGAGAAAUGUUCUCAGUCGAAAUUUAAACGAAUAUUUGACAGUAUUUGUAUAA
Messenger RNA from Rotaria socialis, 2589 nucleotides. Lineage: Eukaryota; Metazoa; Rotifera; Eurotatoria; Philodinida; Philodinidae. The record is from the annotation of a GenBank genome assembly.